AUUAGCAUCACAGCCAAUGGCGGGAAAUCGGAUAAAGAAAAAAAGAUAGCAGUGGGUUUUCUUUUUGGCCUAUGUCCUCAAUAAUUCCUAGUGAUUGUAUUGCACGAAGAUUUUUUUGGCGAAGAUGAAGAAAUACCUGAUUCCCCUUAAACCCUCCCCUGAAUCCCCUAAACCUGUUCUGAGCCAUGGAUGGAAGAGGAGCCUAAUUGAAUUGAAAGGGAGGUUUGAGCCUAAGUACCGCCACCAUCUUGCUGCCUUACUUAUGCAAUCCUACUCCGAGGUUGGGGCAUUUCCACAUUUUUAUCACGUAGACGGAGUUCCUUGUCAAACUCAUAUGCAUUGGAUCGAUAGUGUUGCUAAUGCGGAUUCCCCAGUUCCAAUUACAAGGCAAGGUAUCUCUGCCAUGGAAUUUGACACUAAGAUACAUGUCCAGGGAGUUUACUUAGUGUCUGUGACAAAAUCGGGGUGCUUAACAGUUCAUGACUUUGAAACUCUUUAUAGCCAUACUAAUGGCUCAUUGCCAAUAGGCUCAAAAGAAGAUGAAAGCAAACAUGUAAUGCACCUUUCUUUGCAUCGGCAACUUGAUGUUGUCCGUUGGAAUCUUGCUCACCAAGAUGAGGUUGCCUGCUCAUCUAUGAAAAGAAAUGAAGUACUCAUUUAUGACAUUGGUUAUAUCUCAUCUGAACCAGUUGAAGUUUUAAGAACUAAGUGUACUGUCACGGUUCAUGGGUCUGAAGUUCAUAAAGGUCCAACUGAUAUAGCUUUUACAAUAAUUGACAAAUCAAGGUUAAUUGCUUCUGACACACAUGGUGUAGUUAAUAUAUGGGAUAGAAGAAUGGGUGUUCUUCCAUGUCUUGAGCUUACAACUAAUUCCCGCAGCACGAUCAACAGCAUUCAAAUGAACGCGGAAAAUCAGAUGGUUUUUGGGGCUGGCAGGCAUGGAAUUGUUUAUGCAUGGGAUCUUCGUGGUGGAAGAGCAUCCACUGCCUUCCAAAGUCAUAAAGAGGUGUGCCAUCCACCAGUGACAUGUUGGAAGCUAGCAUCAAUGUUAGAGAAAAUUGCGAUGUUGAAGGCUCAAUCAGCUAUUACCCCCAAGGAAGUGCACUCCAUUGAUUUUGAUCCAUCUUGCCCAUAUCAGUUGGCAUUUCAUCUUGAUGAUGGUUGGUCGGGUGUCUUGGAUAUUUAUAAUUUUAAAGUUACACAUGUUCAUUGCCCUCCUCCAGCUUGGUUGAAUGAUUCCAACAUUUCAGCUGAUCUUUUAUACUUGAGAAAACCAUCAUGGCUGCCAACAUAUUCGGUGUAUGUGGUUGGAUCAUCAUCUGCCAACGGCAUCCAUCUUUUAGAUUUCUAUCCUGACCCUAGUUCUCCCUGCCAUGUAGACAACAGUGAGGAUGUAGAGAAGCAUUCUGGAACAAACAACAAAAAUAAACAAAAUAAGUUUGUUCCAUUAUCUGAAGCUGUUACUGCAUGCGCUGCACAUCCCAUGAAUGGAGCCAUCAUUGCUGGAACUAAGCAUUCGUCUUUACUGGUUGUGUCCCAACAAAAGCAGUCGCUAAGAAGCUAAAUCAGAACGUGAGGAGUCGCACAAAGAUCAAAAUUCAACUGCCGAUCAUUUAUGUUACGCCAUUCUGAUUCUGUCAGACACCGGAUGCAGAAGAAACGCAUAAAAUGCUCAUUAUAAGCUGCAGAGCAGCACACCCUUUAACGCAUGUAUCUUCUCAUUUCAAAGACGCCAUCUCUUGUGCUGUAAUGUUGAAUGAACAGAUGAAUUUUAGUGCCUUGCCAAUUGUAUAUGGUUUUUAGUUUACCUAAAAUAACAUGCUAUUAGCUUUCAA
Molecule: messenger RNA, 1835 nt
Organism: Jatropha curcas
Lineage: Eukaryota; Viridiplantae; Streptophyta; Magnoliopsida; Malpighiales; Euphorbiaceae
Product: Transducin/WD40 repeat-like superfamily protein
Molecular function (GO): protein binding
Source: RefSeq, a predicted model, not a curated record